AUGGCUGCCGAAGUACGGCCUGUACAGCAGGCCAAACUGCCCUCACGAUCAUCGGCACUCACACCCGAGCAAUCCUACUGGCGCAGCUUCAAAUCACCGCAAAACACGACAUCACCUUCCAACCAUGCCAUAACACAUAUUGCACAGCCGCCAGCGCCUGCCAAUGCAGCGACCACUCCUUCAGACUUCUUCGCUGUCAGUACUGGCGCCCGUAUACAACUGUACUCAUAUAGAACGCGGAAGCUGGUCAAGACCAUUACCAGAUUCAGCGACACAGCAUAUAGCGGCGAACUUCGGCCAGAUGGACGUGUGCUUGCUGCUGGAGAUGAGACGGGAACGAUACAAGUAUUUGAUGUUGGAUCGAGGGCAAUCCUGAAGACAUGGAAAGAGUCGAAACAAGCCAUACAUACAGUCAAGUGGCACCCUUCAGAACCGACGUCACUCAUGUCCUGCGGCGACGACACAACUGUACGGCUAUGGGACCUGCCAUCAGAGAAGCCCGAAUCUAUAUUACGAGGUCACACCGACUAUGUGCGGUGUGGCUCAUUCCUCAGCGGCAACCUGAUGGUGUCUGGCUCAUACGAUACAACCAUCAAGCUGUGGGAUCCUCGCGUGUCCUCCGCAGUCAUGACUUUCACACACAGUGCUGGCAUCGAAUCGGUCCUGCCAAUGCCCGACGCACGAACAUUACUGGCCGCAGCCGGUCCAUCAGUCGCCAUCCUCGACAUAGUUGCAGGCAAACCACAGCAACUACUCACAAACCACCAGAAGACCGUCACGUCGUUAUGUCUGGCCUCGCACGGCACUCGACUCGUCACAGGCGCCCUAGACGGCCAUAUGAAAGUAUUCGAAACGACGGGCUGGAACGUUGUCGCUGGCUCAAAAUAUCCAUCACCUAUACUCAGUCUUUGCGUCGUCACAUCCGGACCGAAUCGAGACGACAAGCAUGUUGCAGUUGGCACCUCUUCCGGACUCCUCAGCAUCAAGACGCGCUUGUCCGGCGAACAGAAAGCAAAAGAGAAGGCUCGGCAGAAAGAAAUGGACGCUUUGCUAGCAGGCAAGAUUGCCGAGCAUGAUGCCAAACAAGCGAAGAAACGAGGUCGAGGCUGGGAGAAGCGCUUCCGAGGACGAGACUAUGAUGGUGAGGACGCCGAUAUCAUCAUACAGGGGAACGACAGAGGCAAACCCAAGAAGCUAAAACCAUGGGAGAAGAGUCUGCACAUGACGCGGUAUGGCGAAGCACUCGACAUGGUGUUGGCCGGCAAGGACAGGAUGACUGUCUUCACACUGCUGAACAACCUGCGCUACAGAUCCGCUCUGCGAAAUGCACUCGAGAAUCGAAACGAGACUACGCUGGGACCGAUCGUCAGAUGGGUGUAUGUGAACAUCAGCAACGCCAACGAACGAUUCGUGAGUCUAUGUGUCGAGGUGGCGAUGAUCAUCAUGGACCUGUACACAAAGCAUCUGCCAGACAGUGCAGAACUGGAGAAGGAUUUCAACAAACUGAGGAAAAGAGUCUUGGACGAGGUCGACCGAGCCAAGAACGCGUCCGAGACGAUGGGCAUGCUGAGCCUCGUGUGGGCUGGCGUUUCUGAGCCAUGA
Molecule: messenger RNA, 1602 nt
Organism: Cyphellophora attinorum
Lineage: Eukaryota; Fungi; Ascomycota; Eurotiomycetes; Chaetothyriales; Cyphellophoraceae
Product: U3 small nucleolar RNA-associated protein 15
Exons: 1
Coding region: 1-1602 (533 amino acids)
Biological process (GO): rRNA processing; positive regulation of transcription by RNA polymerase I
Cellular component (GO): nucleolus
Molecular function (GO): protein binding
Source: RefSeq, a predicted model, not a curated record